Lecanosticta acicola is the source of this 2035-nucleotide messenger RNA. NCBI's taxonomy places the organism in Eukaryota, Fungi, Ascomycota, Dothideomycetes, Mycosphaerellales, Mycosphaerellaceae. The record is from the annotation of a GenBank genome assembly.
AUGGCAAUCAAGCACGACGCUCCUGAGCGCAACAAUCUCCACGGCCACGACACUUCCUCUUCCGAAGUUCGAAACAACCCUACCGCCGAACGAGAUGGCUAUCUCAUACCCGAGCACGACGAAUCAGGCUACCGGAUCCGCGAACAACCCUACGGCACCAAACGUCAAGUCAAAGUGAUUCUCAUGGGCGCCGGUGCUUCUACCCUCAACUUUCUCAAAAAAGCAGAAGAACAGAUGACCAAUCUCGACAUUACGGUAUACGAGAAGAACCACGAUAUAGGAGGUACCUGGUUAGAGAAUAGGUAUCCCGGCUGCGCGUGUGAUAUUCCCUCUGUGAAUUAUCAGUUCAGUUGGGCGAUUAAAUUGUGGACGCAUUUUUACAGUUCUAGUCCGGAGAUCUGGGAGUAUUUGAAAGGAUUGUAUGAGAAGGAUGGGUUGACGAAGAAGUACGUGAAGCUACGGCAUCAAAUUGAGCGGGCUGAAUGGGAUGAGCGAGCUGGGCAAUGGGUGUUGUUGGUGAAAGAUUUGGUUUCUGGGGAGGUAUUGGAGGAUCGGGCGGAGUUCUUUAUCAACGCCGGUACACAGACCGACGGCCGAGGCCAAACUGUCGUAUUCUGGAUGGAGAGCUAAUGUUGGCAGGUGGUGUGCUCAACAACUUCAAGUGGCCCCAUGUGGAGGGCAUCGAAGACUUCCAGGGGAAGCUGAUGCAUUCUGCAGCUUAUGAGGAAGGAUACGAUUUGAAAGACAAGAAAGUAGCAGUCCUCGGUGCUGGAAGUUCAGGCGUACAGAUCGUCUCGAAGAUUCAACUCGAGGUCAAACAGCUCUAUCACUGGAUCCGCUCACCCAUCUGGAUCACGGCGGGGUUUGCUCAGACUUGGGCUGGCGCUGACGGAGCGAACUUUGCAUAUACGCCGGAGCAGCUGCAGUAUCUGGAGCAGCAUCCAAAGAAAUAUAUGGAAUACCGGAAGCAAGUGGAAAAUGAACUGAAUCAGAGGUUCAAGUUCAUCAUCAAGGGAAGCAAAGAAGCAAGCGACGCGCGGAACUUCGCGUAUGAUCAGAUGGCUCGCAAACUCCAGGGUGACGCCCGUCUCUGCGACAAGAUCAUUCCCAAGGAUUUCAAUCCCGGCUGCCGUCGUCCAACUCCUGCGCCCGGCUAUCUCGAGGCUCUCGUGGCCCCGAAUGCCACCAUCUUCACCGAGGCCGUGAAGAAGUUCACACCCUCCGGCUUCAUAGACCAGGAAGGCAACGAGCACGAAGUCGAUGUCGUGAUCACAGCAACAGGCUUCGACACAUCAUGGCUCCCACGCUUCCCCUUCCUCGCCCACGGCGUAGACCUCCGAGACAUCUGGACCCCAGAAGCCGGCGUCACAUCCUACCUCUCCAUUGCAAUCCCCACCUUUCCCAACCACUUUUCCUUCUGUGGCCCAUACGGUCCCCUCGGACACGGCUCCUUCAUGCCCCUCAUCGAACGCUGGACCCAAUAUAUAUUCGACGUCAUCACGAAAGCACAGGUCGAAAAUAUCAAGUCUUUCACUCCCAGAAUGAAGCCUGCCGCCAUGUUCCGUCAGCAUGCCGAUCUCUUCUUGCAGCGGACCGCGUGGACGAGCCCUUGUGCGAGUUGGUUCAAGCAGGGGAAGAAAGACGGCCAGGCGGGGAUUUAUCCGGGCAGUCGAUUGCACUUCUUGCAUCUGAUGGAGAGGCCUAGGUACGAAGAUUACGAGAUUGAAACUUGGGACGAUAACGUCUUUGCAUUCCUGGGCAAUGGUGAGUUCCAGCAUGAUGUUUCAUAAUGUGGAUUGGAGAGCUUUCGUUGACGUUCUGGGGCGCAUAGGCUUCGAUACCCGUGAGUUUGAUGGAAGGGAUAUCACGAAUUGUGAGUGCAAGUUCAUUUCCGUUAUCCAGUCUCUACCGCAUGGCUCUCGGCUGACCAGAGCUCUUAGAUCUUGGCAAUAUCGAUGAAGAAGGCGAAGAUGUGCAGCCAGUCUAUGGCGAAGAGUUGAUGAACAAGAUGGCGGGUUGGGCGGUUGGAAAAUGA